Messenger RNA from Talaromyces atroroseus, 2043 nucleotides. RefSeq lists its product as hypothetical. The transcript has 6 exons. Bases 1 to 2043 code for a protein of 680 amino acids. Gene Ontology annotation, molecular function: zinc ion binding; DNA-binding transcription activator activity, RNA polymerase II-specific; RNA polymerase II cis-regulatory region sequence-specific DNA binding. Lineage: Eukaryota; Fungi; Ascomycota; Eurotiomycetes; Eurotiales; Trichocomaceae. The record is from RefSeq and is a predicted model, not a curated record. Gene Ontology annotation, cellular component: nucleus. Gene Ontology annotation, biological process: DNA-templated transcription; regulation of transcription by RNA polymerase II.
AUGCCGACUCCAGAAAGUGCUGCAACAGGGAGAACUUACAGAUCCACUCGGCGUAACCGCGUCCCUCUGUCAUGUGAUCCCUGCCGCACUAGAAAGCUGAGAUGCAAUCGCGAGAGACCUUGCCAGAACUGUUUGGUGCGCGAUGAACGCGCGUCUUGCAAGUACAAGAGCUCAAAGAAUGGAACGACACCGCUCAAUCCCAAGCAGGGCGAUGCAAUGCAACAACGCAUAGAUCACCUGGAGGGUCUGGUCAAAAGACUAAUCACGCAGCACCAGCAAGUUCCUUUGGACGGUGUUGCUGAACCUGCAAUUUUGGCAAAGAAUUCUAUGUCUGAUGCUUCGGAUUCGACAUCUAGUCCGAGUAAGACGGUGAUUGAUGGGGUUCAUUCUGUCUAUAAAGGCACAGAUGACUGGUACGAUAUACUCCAAGAGAUUAACACCCUCAAGCAAGUUUGGAGUCAAACUCAGGACGAGGAGCCUGAAUAUAAUAUGCCCAUAACGCUCUCAAAUACAGUUGAUGGAUCGAGCUUGCUUUUUGGCCAGGUCCAACGAAUAGAUAAAACAGAAUUGUUGAGCACCCUGCCGCCCAAACCUCAACUUGAUAAGCUCAUACACCAGUUUUUUGACCGUCAAAAUUUUCCUAUCGCGGUUGUUCCUAUCUUACACCAACCAACUUUCAUGCGCGAGUACACCGAGCAUUGGAAAGACCCAUCUCGCACAAAUGUUAUAUGGCUGGGCCUACUUUUCUCCAUUCUUAGUAUCACGAUGCUUGCUUAUCAGCAAUAUGGCGAACCGUCUGACUACGAAGGAAUGUCGGACUCUUUAUGCCAACUCUAUCGAUUACGUACGGCGCAAUCUCUAAUCAUGGGCGACAUUGCCAAGUGUCUACCGUACACCGUCGAAGCACUGCGUUUGAAUGCAACUGCUGAAUUUAAUCGAAAAGAUGACACUAGUCGCGGUUUAUGGAUAUUGACUGGUGUUAUGGUCCGUGCAGCAAAAAAUAUGGGAUAUCACCGUGACCCUUCACAAUCACCAUCUAUCUCGCCUUUUCAGGCAGAGUAUCGACGUAGAGUCUGGCUCUCCGUGAUGGAAAUGGACGAUAUGGCCUCAUUCACCGCCGGAUUUCCGCGUAUGAUAUCGACAAUACAUACUGAUACCAUGGAACCUCGCAAUGUGCAUGAUUGGGAGCUGUCUGAUGAUCUCACCGUUCUUCCACCGCCCAGGCCGAUCAGUGAAACUACAUACGUUUCUUAUUUGAUUGUCAAAACACGGUUGCUACGUGCACUGAGCCGCGUUUCCGAUUUCAAUAAUACUACCGGUUCGAGUUCAUAUAAUGAAAUACUCGAAAUUGACAACUCCUUGUACGAAGCGUAUGAAGAUUUUCCUCUGUACAUGAAAAUGGACAGCGUCAAAUUGGAUUGCACUGCCGAUGGAAAGAAAGCCGAUACAUCCAUCUUGCAAUUGAGACUCAUGUACCAUAUAGGAAUGUGCCAACUGCACCGAAGAUUCAUCGCCAAAGGCAGACUUGACCCUCAAUACAAUCACUCUCGAGAUCGAUGUAUAGCGUCGGCGCUUGCUAUACUAAGCUAUCAAAGUCUCAUAGAUCCGUCUUGGUACAGGCUAUCACGAACUAGAAAGGCAUACACACUCCCCGCGAUGCUCUUACUUCUAGAGUUGGAAUAUAGACGAAGAAGCCCAGAUAUGAUCGCAGUCCCAGAUAGCAAUUCUCUAUUAAACGCAUUAGGCACAUCAUGUGCUUUGUGGGAACGUGCAAAGCAUUCCUGUGAUGAGGCCGACAAAUUGCAUCACACUCUCACUGGCAUGCUUUCUAGCUUUCAGGCCUCUACUGGCUCCAGCUCUUCAUCACAGCCACACACACCCAGCGCGCUUUUUGCUUUCCCUGGCAUAGGCUCACCCCUUCAGCUAAAUAACACUCUUCUACCAGAGGACAAGGAUAUGUUCGAUAUGUCAAAUGAAAUGAAUAUUGAUUGGAGCACCUGGGAUGCGUUCAUCGAGAGUGGCAUUUUCGAAAAUGAAAUUUGA